Messenger RNA from Scophthalmus maximus (turbot), 11231 nucleotides. It is a transcript of the gene trps1, whose product is annotated as trichorhinophalangeal syndrome I. The transcript has 11 exons. Gene Ontology annotation, cellular component: nucleus. Gene Ontology annotation, molecular function: DNA-binding transcription factor activity; zinc ion binding; RNA polymerase II transcription regulatory region sequence-specific DNA binding. Gene Ontology annotation, biological process: regulation of transcription by RNA polymerase II. The record is from RefSeq and is a predicted model, not a curated record. Lineage: Eukaryota; Metazoa; Chordata; Actinopteri; Pleuronectiformes; Scophthalmidae. Bases 1702 to 6306 code for a protein of 1534 amino acids.
GAGAGAGAGAGAGAGCUAAGCGAUAACGCCAUACUCUGAGCAACAGCACAAAGAAAAGAAAGAAAGAUAACGAGCUGCUCAGCUUCGGGUUGCUGUGAGCCAGCCGCUGCCGGUGGUGGUGGUGGGGGUCGCCUCGAUAUCAAAACCCAUUAACAACGGAAUAUGGCAACAGCACUCACCAAUCAGUCGGCGUUUAGCCUGUAGUCUAAUGUGUUUCCGCGAAGCCUCGACUGACUCCGUCCGCCCCCCCCCCCCCCUCUCUCAAGACCAAAGAGAGAGAGAGAGAGAGAGACACAGUCACACCGUCCGACAUCAUCAACAAACAAGCCAAAAAAAAAAAACCCCUCAAAGAGACGAGCCAGCCGAGCCACCGGCCAACCGGCCACCAUCUUAACAGGCUGCUGACAGAGGCAACACACACACAGAGAGACUGAGAGAGAGAGAGAGAAAGAGGCUAAUGCUUAUUUUUGAUCAACAGGUAAGCUGCUCCAAUAGGCAACACUAUAGCAACGCGACGCGACGCGCGCACACCGCAGCUCCGUGUGCUAGUCGGUGCAGUGAACGGAAGAACCGACAAAAAAAAAUAAAAAAUAAAUAAUAACACACCACCAACAACAACAACACAGAAAAAUUAAAGCGCGGCGGCGGCGACGCACGGUGUUCCGGGUGGACUGUAGCUCGGCGAGAGCAUGAAAUGCACGUUGUCUGUCGCACGAGUGCGGAGAUGAGAUUUGUUCCGUCCGCGGCGGAGACGCAGAGGACAGGAAGCCCGCGGCUGCACCGUGCUGCGUUUAGGGAACACCAAAUAUCGCUGGGUGUGUGUGUACUGUAGCCGUCGGUUGGUGUUUUUACGACGGGCAGCAGUCGCUUUGCGUCUUAUGUAACUAACGGCCUGAGCGGCGGCGGUCAGGAGAGAGAAGAGAAAGGGGGGAAAAAAAGAAAAAGAGGGAUCUGCUGAAUGAGAGAGGGGAGGAAAGAGAAGGGGAGAGAGAGAGAGAGAGAGAGAGAGAGAGCAGCGCCGCCGCUUUGAAUUCACAUGGCCAAUUUACAUUUAGGGUUAGGACACACAAACGCCGCACAAAUACAAAUUGGGGGCUGCUGCUACCGGGGGACGGCUACUGCUGUGAUUUGAGACGGAGCCUGAAGGCGGCGGCGGCGGCGGCGGCGGCAGAAGCAGCAGCAACGCGGAGAGAGACUUUAAAGUCGCCUCAAGUAGGUUGUUAAGGUGAUGGUGGACCCCGACAACCGUGACUGAGAGCCUAAACCAGAACCGACAAAAAAAAAAAAAAAGGAAAAGAAAAAAAAGACAGGGCAGAAAGAAAGGCAGCCUGCAUAUUACUUCUCACAGGAAUCUGCGACGCACUUGAUCAAACUCAAAACUGUAUCGUCCAGCUGUUGCGUAGAGCGGCGGCCCUGGACCGAAGGUGACUGAUGCUUCGUGGAGUUUGAGACCUUUUCAAACAAAAAGUCAAGGAAGCUGAAAAGCUGGAGCUUGGAGUAACGUGGACCUGAUUAAAGAAAUGGAGGGAUACUAGUUUGGACCUGGCACCUGGUUUCUGCCUCCGACCACAGUGUGGAGUACGGAGCAGCAGUAGCCGAACUGUGCUGCUGGACGGACCAUCGUGGAGCGGGGUGGAAUCGAGCCGCUUCGACAGAACUGAUGCCAAGGCCAGGAGUCAGCCAUGAUGUUUUUAUAACCUGAUGAACAGCAGAGAGAUGGUGAGGAAGAAGAAUCCCCCUAUCCGGAGUGUGGGAGGUGAGGAGGAGGAGGAAGAGGAGGGGAGGAGGCCAGCAGGAGAAGAAGAAGAGGAGGGAGAGGAAGAGGGGAGAGUCGGAGCGGAGGCCGAGCGAAUAAACCGACCCUCUGAGCCAGAGUCCUCCGACCGGGUCAGAGGAGAUGAGGAGCAGGAGGAGGAGGAGGGAGAAAGUGAGUGUGUUUCCUCAUCUGUCUCUCCCUCAUCAGUGGGUGAUCGCUACACUAAUGAGGAGAGAGGGGCCAGGAGAGGAGGAGGAGGGGGCAGGUCCAAACACGGAGACGCGGCGUUGACCGACAGACCCGAGAGCCAGUCGGAGCCCGAGGACGGGGAGAAGGGGCUACAGGGGAGGGAGCGAGUCACCCCUCCUCUCCUCUCCACUCCCCACCUCCUCCCCGGACAGGAAGGAGGGGAGGAGUCGACAACUGACACCCCUCCGCUGUCCUCCAGCCCCUCUCCCAAACUCCAGGACUUCAAGUGCAACGUGUGCGGUUACGGUUACUAUGGCAACGACCCCGCCGACCUGGUGAAGCACUUUAGGAAGUAUCACCUGGGUCUGCACAACCGCACACGGCAGGACGCUGCCCUCGACACACACAUCCUGGCCCUCCACAACAUGGCCCCUCAGCACACACCUCUAGACAUACAGACAGGACAAGGGCAGAGAAGCCAAGCCAAAGAGUCGGGGAAGACGAGGCCAGAUAUACACAAUCAACAGCACAGGGCGGUUAUGAUGAAUGGCACAUAUGACGUUCAGGUGACCUUGGGAGGCACGUUAAUCGGGAUUGGCCGGAAGACCUCUGAUUGCCAGGGGAACACUAAGUACUUUCGCUGCAAAUUCUGCAACUUCACUUACAUGGGCAGCAAUUCGAUAGAACUUGAACAACACUUCCUGUCCUCGCAUCCCAACAAAGUCAAAACUCCACCAAGCACGCCCCUGCUGUCCACCAACAACCUGGCAAAGCAUGACAACCAGACGGUGGGAAGGAGUCAGAUCUUAGACGGGGCGGAGCGAGUGGCCGUGAGGGCAGAUGACGAUUCCUUGGUCGGGUACUCCAUCCCAGUGAGGGGGCCUUCAGAUUCGUCAAGCUGGACAGGGGAGCCGGGCCGAGGCGCCGUGCAGGCGUAUUAUUGGUGUAAAUUCUGCAGCUGGAGCUGUGAGUGGUCGGGGGGCUCGGCGAAGCUUUUGGAGCACUAUGAACAAAGACAUAGGAUGAGCAUGGGAGGUACUAUGAGUCCCAACAACUCUAAUCCUGGGGUGUUGGACAGAGAGAGGGAGAGAGGGGGGAGAAGAGAAGGAGGCGAAAGAGACCUGGCAUCCAAAAGCCGAAAAGAUCUAUCAUCAAACCCAUCCAGCACCAGCCAAGGAGACCCAAACAGCAGCGAUCCAGAAGCAGUCGUGACCAGCUAUAACUGUCAGUUGUGCGAUUUCCGGUACUCAAUGGCCCACAGUGCAGACGUGAUCGUGGUGGCACCGUUACUACUGCACUACCAGCACAACCACUCCAUCCACCGGUGCUGCAUUCAGCACUGCAUGUACUGCCCCCAGGGGCUCUGUCAGCCACACAAACACUUGGGCGAGGUCUCCCACCCUUUUGCUUGUCGGAAGCCCACCUGUCCUAAAUGCUGUUCCAAGUUUCCUCAGUCCAACAAGCAAAAGGACACGGUUGGUUCGAAACCUGCCACCACCUCCACCUCACCCAGCAUGACCCCUCCCAAUCCCAGAGGUGACCCAGGUGUGAUUUCUGGUUCCACCUUUCACACCUCUAACUCUGCCCAUCCUGUUGUCACACAAGGCGUCACCCACCUGUGUGACCAGUGUGCGUUUGCCACCACCGACAUCGACGUGUUGCUUCAACACUACGAAACCUGCCACACCCUGAUCAACCUGAAGGGGGCCGCCCCGCACGUCAAGGCCGAGGAAGAGGUCGGGGUCGACAGGGACGGCGGGAGAGGAGCAGGAGGAGAGAGGGAGUACUCUUGUACCAAGUGUCACUUCAUCACAGAAGUGGAAGAAGAGAUUUUUAGACACUACAGGCGUGUCCACGCGUGUUGCCGCUGUCGACACUGCGACUUCACGGCUCCCGAUUCGUCGGCCCUCCUCGACCAUUUUAACUCUGUCCACUGUCACGACUCCUCUCCCUCACUGAGCUCAUUGGCAACGACCUCUUUGCCCGCCUCGCUGACACCGUCGUUAACACUCUCAGCCAAUGGCUGCUCAGCUCCCUCUACCUUAGCCAUUAAAGAAGAGAGCAAGGGGGAUCUUCGCCUCCUCUACUCCCUGGCGCCACCUGAGGGGCGGUUGGCAGAAGGAGGCAGAGAGGAGGCGGGAGGGGCGGUAAAGAGUGAGGGCGGCGAGGAGAAGGAAAGGGAGCGUGAGAAAGGCUGGGUUCUUGGGGAGACGAGAGGAGUUGGUGAAAGAGGAGGUGAGCAGGCCCAUGGUUUACUCUGGGUGCCCAAGGAGCGAAUGGGACCCGAAAGAGGGUCAGGAGGUGGGAGCCCCUCUCUUUUCCCCUCCCCUCUCCCAUUGUCUUUUGUUUCAGCCAAUCACGAGGCAUUGCAGCAGAAAAGGGGCAUGGCCUCACCCAGCAUGGUUUACCUGGGAGACACCAAGUCAUUUUUGGGAGAUACCAAGUCGUUUUUGGGAGACGCCAAGCUGUACGGAGGAGGAAGACCAGGAGGAGGCGCAGCAGGUGGCGGGGAGAAGCAGAGCCCGAUGGCCCCUCUGCAGUAUGGAGGAGGAGGGAGUGGAGGUGGUGGACAGGAGGGGAAAGGAGGAGCUGCUAAAGAGGAGUCCCAAUCCCUGCUACGGCGGCGCAGAGGAAGUGGGGUCUUUUGUGCGAACUGCUCGACCACCAAGACGUCGUUGUGGAGGAAGAACGCAAACGGGGGCUAUGUCUGCAACGCGUGUGGUUUAUACCAAAAACUGCAUUCGACACCCAGACCUCUAAACAUCAUAAAGCAGAACAACGGUGAACAGAUUAUCCGACGACGAACCCGAAAGCGCCUCAACCCCGAUUCGCUGUCGUCUGAAAACCCCACCCCCAAGCAGCAACGAAUCAGCGAGGAGCGCAUGAACGGGGAGGAGUCGGACCGGAGCUGCGCGUCGAUGAAAAACCAGCAGCCUUCCCCGCGCUCGCGCUCGCCGCGGUCCACCCAGGCCUUCUUGGCCAAUCAAACGUUGGAGAUCCACAGACGCAUGCCUCCUCUUCUCAUCCCCUCACACACCCCCUCCUCCCUGGUCAUGGAGGGCAAUGGGGGCAUCGCAGAGGGAGUUAUAGCAUCAAAGGUAGAGGGAGGCAAAGGGGGAGGGGGAUCAGAAAGAGGCAGUCCUAUCGAAAAAUACAUGCGUCCAUCCAAACCAUCUAGUUAUUCGCCUCCUGGUUCACCCAUUGAAAAGUAUCAGUAUCCCCUUUUUUCUUUACCCCUACCGUUAACCCUCUCCCCUGAUCUGACCCCUGACUCUGAUUGGCUCAGAUUCUGGACCAAGUACAAGAUGGCAGCCACCUCUGGGGUUCCUGGUAACAUCAGUAAUCUAAGCAGCCCCGGUAGCCUCGGAAAUAACUCGCAUUAUCUUGGUGCAAUGGUGACUCCAGUGCAGCAUCAUCAGCAAAGCUACACGGUGCCUUACUGUGCCUCUCCCUACUCUCCUCUUCCACCUCCCCCGGCUCCUCCUCACUAUCCCCCUCCUCCUCUUCAUCCACAAACCUCCUCCUCGUCCUCGUCCUCGUCAUUAGAGAACGAUCUUCCUUUGGAUCUUGCAAUAAGACAACGAGAUACAAGUGCCGCAAGUGCCCACGUGUCAACAAAUGGCGCGGAGAGGAGAAAGCAGGAGUCGCCUCUCGCUGAGAGGUCGAGGGAAAACUGGAAAGGAGAGAAAAAGGAGGAGGAGAGGACUGAUGAGGGAGGAAACCAGAGGGAGGAGGUGGGGAAGGAAGAGCUGGAGCAUUUGACAAAAAACGUUUCAAAGAGCCGUGCAAUGGUGGAGGUGGCCACACAGGAUGACCUGACCAAUCGCUGCAUCCACUGUGGGAUCUACUUUCUAGAUGAGGUCAUGUACGCCCUGCACAUGAGUUGCCACGGUGACCAGGGACCAUACCAAUGCAGUUUUUGCCUCCACGUGUGUGCGGAUCGCUACGAUUUCACCACACACAUACAGCGGGGCUUACACAGGUACACGGAUAAGACGUCGCAACAGAAGGGCAACUCGCAGGACGGCAAAAGUCUGAGCGUCACAGUGAUGUCGGAGUCAGGAAGCACGACUCCGGAGGGAAACAAAGAUGGUGGAGAUCAUGACGAGGUCGCGUGUGAAAGUGAUGACGCCACAGGAGAAUGUCACGAUGAUAGAGCAGAAGAAAUGGCGGGCGACGACGCCCGCGAUAUUGAAACGGGAGCUGACGCGGAGUUAAGCAUAGAAAGUCUCGACCCAACAAACCAGGAAUCAGGAGGCGAAGCGGUGCCAGACGACAGUAGCGUUGACAACACCAAAACCAUUGAGGUCACGACUGUUGCCGAGUCUAAAGACUUUGAAGAGAACACGGAGAGUAAUUAAUCUGAACCCUUUGACUCCUACAGACCUUUUAUGGACACGUUUCAUUGAAUGAAUAAGCUGUAUGCCAUCAUGUUCCUGGAGGCCGGCUCACGUCGAAGUGGGCCUCUCCUGGGCACUAAACGGAACACAUCCUUAUGCUGGAAGCACUCGGCGGUCGAAUGGUCAAAAGUCAGUGUAGGAUCCCGCCGAAAAACUGCAGCGCGGACAAUUUGGAGGAACAGUCUGAAUCCUUUUUUUCGAGUGACGAUCACUCGACGGCUGCGUAGCGAGCACUCUACAAUGGAGUCUGGGUCAUGCAGCGGAAAAAUCACCUUUAGUUAACGGCCACUUACUUGUGCGCUAUCCAAAUACAAGGAGUGGAAGCUCGACUGAAAGCCAGACUGGUCUCGUUUAUCUCAUUGAUGGGAUGGUGGAGCACAGCACUUGCACAGCCAAACCGUACAGCAGAGCAAAAAAAAAAUUAAAUAAUGCUAGAAGCAAAACACUUGCGCUGAACUGAGCUGACCUGUUAUGCACCACGCUAAACUGAACCCCGAGCCGGCCCAAACUGGUCCGACUGAUUUCCCUGGGUACAACCAGAUCGGAUCUGGUCAGAACUACUUUGUCCUCAGCCCAGAGCAUGUUUUUAUAACUCUUUUCUCUCUCUCUCUCUCUCUCUCUCUCUCUCUCUCUGUCUGUGCAAGUGGAUUCAAAACCAAAACUUAAUUUUGAAGCGCGAGCGUUCAGGAUUGAACCGGUUUGUUCUGGACUGGACGUUCAGGGGGUUUUAGAUUGGUACUAAAGGAACAGGUGGAGUCUUUCACCAGUGCCCUGUUGUCACUGAAACUGACAAGUGUUCUCGGAUCAAUGCAAGUUCACCACCGCCGCCAAGUGGCGCCGAAAUGGUGGACUGGUUGGAUUUUAAUUUGACCAUGACUCUUUGAACUGCUUGAAAACCAGUUUUCUACUGGUUAGAACCGGUUAUGAUACCGGAACCGAAGUGUUCUCUUCAUCCGUUUGGAUCGAACCGAGUGACAAUGUUUUCUACCUUCCUCUGUGCCAUGAUACUAGCUACGUGCCUGGCUGCCUGCCUAAUAGAACAACCAUCUAUUAACCUGCUUAACAUUUAUAUUAAUAAUAAUAAAGGUAAUAAUAAUGAUGAUGUUAUAGUUCAAAACAUGCAAUUUGCUACACUUUCCUAUAUAAUAUGUUAUUUUGUAAAGGAAAAUAAUGCUUCUUUUUUUUUCCUCCAGGAAUUGGUACUAUAAAAAUUAGUCUAUUUGCAUUUUUUGUUUUCUCGUUUUUGAGCUCCUUGUUUGUUCGUGUUCCUACGGAGACUUGUUACGUUGACAACAGCCGUCUCACAGAAACGGUACCGGAACAGAGGGCGGGUUGUGUGUAUGUCUGCAUUUUGUGUUAUUGCGUCUUAUGCGUGUGAGGAUCUAAGGAAUGCCUCCGUCCCCAAACAAUGAUGUUAAACAUAAUGAAGGCUUGUGCUUGGUUUUUCAGUCCUCAGGGGUCACACGUGUUGCACACCAACCCACCUGUUUCAUAGCAUGGAACACGUCAUGUUUUACAUGGUGUAAUGGUUUUAGCAUGUUCUCUUAAUGUUCUUAUAUAUUUUUCUUAUCAUGUUCUUUAUGUGCCAAUAGAUCAACGCGGUCUUAGUAUGUAACAUUUUUUUUCCCUGUACGUCCUUUUACGUGUUUUUUUAUGUUACAUGUUUUCAUUGAGAGACUUAGGAACUUAGGGAGAAAUAACCUUAAACGUUAUCAAAAAGAUCAAUUAUUUGGGUUACCUGUAUAAAUCUUCGCUCCGCGUGGAGUCUACAGAGCCUCUUGCCUACAGUGUUUUAUUCAGCCGAUAUAUUGCUGAGAGUCGGGUAGUUUACCUCUAUGUAGCAUGUUAGCGUCUUAUUAAAUCUGCAAAAAUGAGUUGCCUUUUCUAGGGAUGGGAACUGUUACUUGUUAGACCUAAAUAAUACUGAAGAAAAACCAGAUUGUAAAGAUAUAUUUUUUAAAUUCAGUGAAGUGAAAUGACCGUGUUGCUUUCAGCUCCAACUAACCCCAUCCCGCUCAUUUACCAUUCGUGUCCCACCAUUGAGACUCACCUGCUCUUAUUCACAGUGUCCACAACUGAGUCUCUAUUCAAAAACCAAAAUUUGCAAUUCACAUAUUUUAGUUUUUUUGUCACUGAGAGAGUUGUGAACGGCCCCCUGACCUUUAAAAUGGAGCAACGCGGUGGCCAUCUUGUUUAUUUUUCUAAACAAAAUAAGAAAGAAUCACUUCUCCUGCCUUGCUGCCUUACAGUAGUUGCUAGAAAACAAAAGACAAAAAUCACCAAUGGACUCAUUUGGAAAGUCAGGAAGGAACAAGCUAAAGAAGGAGGAAAAAAAGAUAUUUUUCUACGCUAUUCCAAAAGACAUGAAUGAAAAAUAUUCCGACUAGUGCCUGGUAAAUCAGUUCAGUUUUUUUCUAAUUUGGGUUUGUCUGUGUUUGUCAAAACGUUGUGUGUGUGUGUGUGUGUGUGUGUGUGUGUGUGUGUGUGUGUGUGUACGAUGAGCCAUGUCAGACAGAUAGAAGUUGUUGAAACAAACUCCUACCUUGAUUCCCACACAGUUAUUUCAGUCCAGCCGUCUGAUUGGUCAGAUACCUCUCAGCCCACGAGUAAGACCCACAUGUGCUAAAAAAAGAAAAAUCGGGAUGCCAUGCUAACUGUUGCUCAUUAGGUAACUCUCAUCAUUUUGCAUGUUUGUGCUCUUACUUCAUAGAAAGAUGGAGAAAUAUGCCUCGGUUAUCUCUACUGUGUAUUUGAUUCAUUUGGAUAUGGAAGCUGAAUUAUAAUUCAUUUUUGUCCUCCAAAACUUCGCUGAUCACCUUUUAUUAUUUUCGGCUCCACUUGAAGACAUCUUCACUUCAUUAGUUUCAGUUUUUUAAGCACUUUUAUCCUGAAAGUCUGGCCUCAAUUUGGAGCAAGAGGUCCCAUCAUAUACGGACUGACGAGGCGGAUCUGGGGAGGAAAAAAACUAUUUAGAAAGAUCAUUUCUAUCAGUUUUUACUCGAACAAUGAAAAGCAAAGUCUUGGGAUUUUUUUUUGUGCAAAGUUUUUAGAAUGUACUUGUUUUGGGCGUCUCUCAAGGGGCUGCUAGCAUAACACAAACUGUUUACAUUUGCAAAUGUAGAAAAAAAAAAAAGGAACAAAGCAUUGAUUUCCUAUAAGACAACAGGGAAGAAUGGAGGGAUACCUGCUGAGGUGGAUGGAUGGAUGGAUGGAUGGAUGGAUGGAUGGGUGGAUGGGUGCCUUUGAAGAAUAGAUAGAGAGAAGGUGGAUGAAAAAAGGAUGGGAUCAAAUUAAAACUCCAGUUGCUCAUUAAGAAAUGGAGGUUUAGUCGAUGUGUCCGUUCAUCCCCGCUCUUCUGUUUUGUUUCGCAUUACUUCCUUUAACAUCCCUUUUUUUGUCUUUCAUUUGACAGAUACCUCCCUUUCUUUCUGUUUAUCUCUGCACCUGUUCUCCUCUCCUCUCCUCAGCCGCUCAUCCCCUCACGUUUUCCUCCUCCAUUCUGCCUCCCUUCUUAAAACGAUGUACGUAAUGGUGACUCGGUUAUUCUGAUCAAAAAGGCAGAUUUGGACUCUUACCCCGGCACUGACAGAAACCUCUCUGCUUAUGUCGACUUGGCCUGGGUCGAAUUUCUCUCCUCCUUGAAAGGGCUUUUUGUUUGUGUGGAGGAAAUUGUUACCAGCAGUAAAACUGUCUCUAAUUUGGGCUCAUCCGUUUUCCAGCAGGGCUGACAUUCGAAAGGACUUCAAAAUGAAUUCUCAUCUGUUAAAGACGUUUUUUUGGUAACAAUCUUCACUGGAUUUUUAAGAAACAGUAGCAGCAGUUUUGUGUCUUUGUUGGGGGGGUGGACUAGUUUUGCCUUUUUUUCUGUCUCGCGUCUGGUUUCACAUCUCAUUUUGACGAACCACAAGGACUCCUCGGUUCUGAUGCAAACAUGUUUUGAACGGUUUGGACUUUUGGAGAGAAAAUCCUUCUCUGUUCUAAGAUGAGAGUAAAGACAACACAGCAUUGAUGAGGGAAAAAAACCUCUGUUCACGCACACGUUUCAUAUUGUAGGUGCCGUUCAGAACUCUUUCCCAUCAAAAAAAAUCCUCUUCCGUCUCAGCGUUGCCUCCUCUGAGUCAUGUUAGGAUACUCUGUAUAUCAAAAACAUAAACGGAUGUUAAUGGCGACAGGAGCGUCGCCGCGUGUCAGCCGCCAUUUACGCUUGAAAGUAGGAACUUUUGGUCAGAAACGAGGUUCUGCAGGACACACGCGACCUUUUACUUAAAUAUUGAACCGUAUGUUUUUGGUUUGAUGGCAUUUCACAUCAGCGUUUACAUUGGGGGGCCUUAACAAGUGUUUUCAUUUUAAUCUGAAUGUGUUAUAAAGUUGUUGAUGCUGUUGCUUGCACUCCAUUUAUUAUGUUCUUAUUGCCAAGGAAGGGACAACACACACUCACACACACAUAAACACACUUACAGACAGUGGUACGGAUUCAGUGUACAUUUUGGGAUGUACAGUAUUAGCCAUGGGAGACAAGGGAGCUAAAGGCCAGUUUAUUAUUGGUCAGAGAAAUACACACAUACAAACACAUACACACACACACACACACAUCAAGUAUGUACAUUUAACCAAUAUAUUUUAGUAGAAUUUUGUCUCUAUUCAGUCGAAUGGCUUUUAUAGAAAGUAUGGGAUUUUUUUUUUUUUAGGUUAUUUUCUCUUUCAUGUUGUAUUUUAUUCUGCUACUUUUCUGUAUGUUAUUGUUUUUAGAUUUAAUUUCGUGCAAAAAAUGAUAUUUCAACAACAUAUUUUGACAGCCAAGAAAAGUUUGUUACACAGCUAAACUUGAAGAAUAAUGAUGAUGAUGAUGGUGAUGAUAAUAAUUAAUAAAAGUAAUAACAAACAUA